AUGUGGGACGGACUUUUUAUGCUGCUCGCCUUGAGCGCAAUAAUGGCUAUUGCCUCCUUUCUCGCCGGCAUCCUCCCACUCUCCUUUAAUCUCUCCUCGCGCCAGCUACGGAUCAUCACACUGCUCGGUACGGGGGUACUAGUGGGGACUUCGCUGAUAGUCAUCAUACCAGAGGGCAUUGAAACCAUGUACAGUGCAGGAGCUGCAAGCCGUCUACACAGUGCCAGGAGCACACAACCUAUUGUCCCAUCUGUGUCGGAGCCGCACACAGGUAACAAGCCAGCGGCCAAGAUUCCAACGUGGAAAAGGCAAGAGUCUGAGAAUAUAGAUUCUAUGAUUGACAGAGCAAUCAAAAUAGCAGCCCGGGGCCAGCCCACGGACAAGGAAUUGGUGGAGAUUCAGCUGAAGAAGACGAAGGAGAGCAAGGAAAAGGAGAAGGGAAACGCCGAGGACGAACACCCACAAAAGGGCGGCGACGACGACUCUACAGAAGGUCACAAGGAGGGCCACACACGCGUGCAUGCGCCAGAAGACGAAGAAAUGAAGAAUGGGCAUGGUCUGGAGGGACAUGACGACAGAUCGGGCCCGCAUGCAUACAUUGGAGUCGCAUUGAUUCUGGGCUACAUGCUCAUGUUCCUCGUCGAUCACCUGCCAGAAACCAUGUCUUCUACAAGACCAAAGUACCAGGCCAUGCACAUUUCGCUUUCCAACCUCGCUAGAGGCCCACACAACAGCUCGCAUCUGAGUCUGAACGGGAUGGCCACGGACAGCGCUGCGGUCACGCCACUACAGACGCCAGGCCUGCCUCCGUCGGCAUCGAAGAAAACACCCGCUGCAACCAUUGGCCUAAUUGUGCACGCUUGCGCAGACGGCAUCGCACUGGGCGCCUCUUCAACCGCCCCUUCCACCUCCUUAUCCAUGGUCAUCUUCUUCGCAAUCAUGCUCCACAAGGCACCCGCAGCCUUUGGACUAACCUCCGUCCUCCUCAAACAAGGCCUCUCGAAACGAACAGCGCGCACGCAUCUCGCCCUCUUCAGCCUGGCCGCCCCAGCCGGCGCUCUAGCCACAUGGGCCAUUGUACACAUGUUCGGACGCAACAGGCUCGGCGGCGACGAAGGCCUCACCUGGACCACCGGCUGGGUACUCUGUUUCUCAGGAGGAACGUUUUUAUACGUAGCCAUGCACUCCAUGUCCCAAGCAACCUCCUCCCACGCCCACGAAGACCCAACCGCAAACGGCUACAUGGACGCCUACCCCGGCACCAACCGCCUAUCCAAAUCCGACAUUGCCAUUGUCAUGCUCGGCAUGCUUUUACCCCUCGUCACACAAAUAGGACACGCCCAUGCUCACUGA
Messenger RNA from Plenodomus lingam JN3, 1353 nucleotides. RefSeq lists its product as uncharacterized. The record is from RefSeq and is a predicted model, not a curated record. NCBI's taxonomy places the organism in Eukaryota, Fungi, Ascomycota, Dothideomycetes, Pleosporales, Leptosphaeriaceae. Gene Ontology annotation, biological process: transmembrane transport; zinc ion transport. Gene Ontology annotation, molecular function: metal ion transmembrane transporter activity. Gene Ontology annotation, cellular component: membrane.